AUGCUCGCUUAUGAUGCGGACCUACUUCUUUGGACCAUACUUAUUGUACUUGUUGUUUUGAUAUCGAUGUCCUUAUGCGGUAAGAACAGGAAAACUGUGCACGAAACCGAAGAGGAUGAAGAGGAUGUAAAGACAGCAGUUUCAAAGAAGGUAAGCAGUGAAUGGAUUGGUUUUUGA
Haemonchus placei is the source of this 177-nucleotide messenger RNA. The record is from the annotation of a GenBank genome assembly. Lineage: Eukaryota; Metazoa; Nematoda; Chromadorea; Rhabditida; Trichostrongylidae.